This is a messenger RNA of Oncorhynchus keta (chum salmon), 1016 nucleotides long. Its product is annotated as intermembrane lipid transfer protein VPS13C-like. The record is from RefSeq and is a predicted model, not a curated record. The annotation marks the transcript as partial. Gene Ontology annotation, cellular component: extrinsic component of membrane. The transcript has 6 exons. Lineage: Eukaryota; Metazoa; Chordata; Actinopteri; Salmoniformes; Salmonidae. Gene Ontology annotation, biological process: mitochondrion organization; protein retention in Golgi apparatus; protein targeting to vacuole.
GGCAGAGCGUGGACCUGGAGUACUCUGGGUCGGGCACCUCGACACGGGGCAAACUGUCUGCUUUGCGGCAGGAGAGCUGCCUCUUCAACCUCAGCAUCGCUCCGACAGGUUACAGUGAGAUCUCCAACAUGACGGUGGAUCAGCCGGGCAGGAGGCUGUAUAACGUGAGAGAUCCCCUGCUGCAGGAGAACGUGUCUGUCUUGGUACAGACUGACGCCUCGGAAGGAAACAAGGUCAUCACCAUCCGUUCUCCGCUACAGAUCCAGAACCAUUUCUCAGUGCCGUUUACCAUCCUGAAGUAUUGUCCCAAAUCCAGAGGGAUGGUUAACAUAGGACUGGCAGAGCCCGAGAAAGAGUCUGAUGUAGCCCUGGACUCCUACAGGUGUCAGCUCUUCCUCCAGCCAGCCGGGCGCCUGGAGGGCCAGUACGGCCCGUCGUCUACCUGUAUCGCCUGGAAGGAGCAGGUCCACCUGAGCUCUGAGGUGCGGUCCCUUCUCCAGUGUCCGUCGGCAGACAGCAGCUUCCUGCCCCUCCAGGUGACCACCUUGGCCACACCAGAUCACCUGUCCUUCAUUUCCUCCCAGCGUGAGGACGACUGGGACCCUGCCUACGUCAUCCACCUCCACCCAGCUGUGACCCUCCGGAACCUUCUGCCUUACAGCAUCAGAUAUCUACUGGAGGGCUCAGCAGAGUUCCAUGAGCUCCAAGAGGGCAGCACGGCAGGCGUCCUGAACGCCCGUAUAGGAGGUGAGAUCAUGGAGAUGGACAUGCAGGGAUUCUUCCCCGUGUGCUUCACCUGCGACUCGGCCCAGGAGCUGAGCGUGGACCUGAGCGUGCACGUGGCGCGGCUGCAUGGACGUCUGACGCUGGCGUGUUCAGCCCGUACUGGAUCGUCAAUAAGGCGUCCAGGGUUCUGCAGUACCCGCGCGGAGGGCGUCUCCGUCAAACACGCGUCGGACUUCAGGGACGUCGUCCUCUUCUCCUUCAAGAAAAAGAACAUCUUCAGCAAGAACAAG